UUUCAUAGGACACGGUUGUUCUCCUACCCUUGAAACUGCAAGAGGAAAAAGAACAGCAGAGAAAGCAAAAAUCGACAUUGACGGAGUAUGCGUGUCGCUUGCCUCUAUUAAAAGAAGGGAGAGAGAGUAGAAAAAGUGGGAGUGAUGGGGCAAUACCAGCCAAAUACAGAGCAACCUUCUAUUCCUCAUCGUUAUCGGAAAGCAGCGCCGCCGAAGGCGAUUCCGUCCGGUGCUUGAUCCUUUGUCGACAGCUUAUGUAUGUGUACCUUCCUGCUUGUUUGAUAGCGCAAAGCUGGCCGCAUUUCUAGACAGAUGAGGCCUGGACCGUUCACACUUGUGGAUAAAAAGGGUUCUCCCUUAGUUCGACAGAGAGGUGUCCAUUAGCGUUGAAAUCGUUCAGAGUCCCCUGCAUUCGCAUGGUUGGUUCGUUAGUGGUGAUGGUGUGAAAAGCAAAUUGCAGAACAAGCACGAACGCCUGCGCCGCUUCACGCUUGCCUACUUUGCUGAAAAGAAGAGCUCUCCUUGUCCCUGUAGUUGAGGCAGGAGGCCUCCCAUCGUUGCCGUCUCCUGACUCUCCUCCCAUCAUCAAUGGAGAAGAAGACGGCAGUGAUCCUCGCUGUGGAGUUCUUCUGCCUCCUCCUUCCUUGCUUUCAUGGUGGCCUUGUUGGCGCAGUCGGGACAGAUGACAAGAUGGAAGAGUGGGGAUAUGUUGAAGUUCGACCAAAGGCUCACAUGUUCUGGUGGUUGUAUCGUAGUCCGUACCGCGUGCAGAAUUCAACUGCACCAUGGCCCAUUGUUCUCUGGCUCCAAGGUGGACCGGGAUCGUCUGGGGUUGGCCUUGGCAAUUUCAAAGAGAUUGGACCUUUGGAUACAAAUUUAAAGCCACGGAACUCCACAUGGCUCAGAAAAGCUGAUCUCCUGUUUGUGGAUAGCCCAGUUGGUACUGGUUAUAGUUUUGUUGAAGAGCAGGACUUGGCCGUGAAGACUGAUGAAGAAGCUGCCACUGACUUAACCACAUUGCUCAUCAAACUGUUCAAUAAUAAUGAAUCUCUUCAAAGCAGCCCACUAUAUGUGGUUGCUGAAUCAUAUGGUGGGAAACAUGCUGCCACACUGGGUUUGGCUGUAUAUGAUGCCAUUCAAGCUGGGAAGCUUAAAAUGAAACUUGGAGGAGUGUCACUUGGAGACUCAUGGAUAUCCCCUGAAGAUUUUGUGCUCUCAUGGGGACCUUUACUGAAGGACGUCUCCAGAUUGGACCUAAAAACAGCAGAGGAGGCCAUCAGGAGGGCUGCGGAUAUACAGGAAACACUUAGCAAAGGACAGUACAUGGAUGCAGUUUCUCUGUGGUCUGAUUUAGAAAAUUUUGUUGUUUCUGGCAGUAACAAUGUGGACCUCUAUAAUUUUUUGCUUGAUUUCGAUAAUGAUCCUGUGACAGCAGCUACAACAGACACAUUGACAACUGCAUCCAGAGAGCGAUACAUGAGAUACUUGGAAGAAAAACAUGGGAGUCUUUCAGAUUUCAUGAACACAGUUGUUCGUAAAAAAUUGGAAAUUAUCCCAGAAAAUAUCCAGUGGGGAGGACAAGCUGACAUUGUCUUCAAUUCCUUGUCCGGGGAUUUUAUGAAACCAAGGAUCAACGAGGUGGACGAGUUGUUGACAAGAGGAGUUCAAGUCACUAUAUACAAUGGCCAACUUGAUCUCAUCUGUUCAACCAAGGGAACUGAAGCAUGGGUUCAAAAGCUGAAGUGGAAGGGGCUGAAUGAUUUCAACAGUAGUAACAGGACCGCUCUUUACUGUGACCAAGGAGAUCCAACAAAGGGAUUUUACAAGUCUAAUCAAAAUUUACAUUUUUACUGGAUCCUGGGUGCAGGACACUUUGUACCCCUUGAUCAGCCCUGCAUAGCACUGAAGAUGAUUGGGGACAUCACUCAUUCUCCUGCUUCAUGAAGUAUAUCAGACACCAUACGCAAGCAAUUAUUGAUUUAAUAGAGGCAUUGAAUUUGGUAGAAAAGAAGAGGUUCUGAAUCAGUAAACAGACUAGAUAUAUGAAAGAAGCGGCUGGCUUGAAAGGGAAAAGUUCCGUCAAGUUGAAGGCUGAAAUAAAACAUCAUGUUGGUGAAAUGAUAUUAGAUCCUGAUUCUUCUAAAGGAAUAGAAUAAGUUACAAAAUUGUGAGUUAGUUGCAAUUCUUAAACAUUUUUUGUGUUUUUAGUUGGAAAAGCAUCAGAAAGAGAUUGGUAUUUAAGCUUUUGAUCGUCA
Messenger RNA from Nymphaea colorata (pocket water lily), 2255 nucleotides. RefSeq names its product serine carboxypeptidase-like 51. Bases 589 to 1944 code for a protein of 451 amino acids. Lineage: Eukaryota; Viridiplantae; Streptophyta; Magnoliopsida; Nymphaeales; Nymphaeaceae. Gene Ontology annotation, molecular function: serine-type carboxypeptidase activity. The transcript is spliced from 15 exons. The record is from RefSeq and is a predicted model, not a curated record. Gene Ontology annotation, biological process: proteolysis.